AGUGCUAUAGAAAUAUAAUCUAAGUAGGUGAAACUUGAACGAAGGUUGUUGAUGAUUGACUUGAUCAAGAAAGAUAAAAUGUCCAAUUUGAUUUACCAACUAUUACUGAUAGCAUGUAUUGUCAACCAUGUCCGUUGCGUGAAUUGUAACACCAAGAAUAUCGUCGAUGAUUAUAACGGCACUAUAGAGUCUCCUAACUAUCCAGAUGAACGUGAAAAAACGGCAGAUUGUACGUGGGAAAUUCAUUACGUCAAAAAACAUUUCCCCAAGAAGCGAUCCUUGGUUUUAGAUUUCGUCGGGCUGCGACUCUACUUUGCAAAAUUUGAUUACACUGCAAAAGAUAAUGCGACAAGAUAUUGCCCUUAUGCACACAACUUGACUAUCAAUGGAGAAGCCAUAAACUGCACGAGAUUAGUUUCCAACAACACAAAGACUUUUUGUAAAGCAUAUUAUGAAGAUCAGGUAUGCGCCAACCAAAAAGAAAUUAAUCAUUGCGAAACAAAAGAGCAAGUAACAUAUCCAGUGUCAGUUCACUACAAAGCAAAAAACCUAUCUCUGGAAAACAUUGGACCGGUUUUCGGGUUCAAAAUAAACUUCCACUACGUCGAAUGUAAAGCAGAGACUACAAUUGUGCCCGAGAUCACUGACAGCCAAACAACUUCUUCAUUGAGCGUUGAGACAACAAGCAAUAAACGUCCUCAAGCUACUUAUGUACCAAGUUCAGGCGGAAUUCUUUCUACUAUAAAAAACGGUCCCGAUAUAACAAUGACUUCGUAUUUCACCGGUGUGACCGAUGCCAAUUCAUCAAUGUUGGUCAACGUUGUUGUGCCAAUAAGUGUUGUCCUCUUACUGGUCGCACUGGCAAUUCUAAUUGUUGUUGUAAAAAGAAGAAAAAGGCAACAGAGCGGAAAUCCAUCCAAGAGCGACCAAUCAAAAGUUCAAGCUUCGUCUUUCAAUCAAUCAGGAGGGGGCAUUUACUCAGCAGCAGAAGAUAUCAAUCAAUCAAGUCCACAACGAAUGAGCGGGGCCGGUUCAAGCAACCAAUCAGAGCAAGGACAAAGCAAUCACGUGUCCAUAAUUAACCAAUCAGAUGUCGCAUAUUCCACAGUGGAAAAGAUUCAAGGAACAAAGCAAACAGUGGAAUAUCACAAAACAAUGGUGGAUAAUGUACUAUAUGGGGAAACAGGGGGAGGAAACGGCAAUGCCCAAAAAAAUUCACCAGAUGCUCCACCUAGUGACGAGGCCGAAACAGUCGUGAAUGUACUAUAUGGGGAAACAGGGGGAGGAAACGGCGAUGCCCAAAAAAAUACACCAUGUGCCCCAUCUAGUAACAAAGCCGAAACAGUCGUAAAUGUUCUAUACGGGGAAACGACGUAGAGAGUUUUAU
Styela clava is the source of this 1387-nucleotide messenger RNA. The record is from RefSeq and is a predicted model, not a curated record. NCBI's taxonomy places the organism in Eukaryota, Metazoa, Chordata, Ascidiacea, Stolidobranchia, Styelidae.